This is a messenger RNA of Manihot esculenta (cassava), 2644 nucleotides long. Its product is annotated as receptor-like protein kinase FERONIA. The record is from RefSeq and is a predicted model, not a curated record. Bases 170 to 2644 code for a protein of 824 amino acids. Lineage: Eukaryota; Viridiplantae; Streptophyta; Magnoliopsida; Malpighiales; Euphorbiaceae. Gene Ontology annotation, molecular function: ATP binding; transmembrane receptor protein tyrosine kinase activity. Gene Ontology annotation, biological process: protein autophosphorylation. Gene Ontology annotation, cellular component: plasmodesma; plasma membrane. The transcript has 2 exons.
UUGAUUUAGCUACACGUUCGUGGAGCAAAAUGGAGUCAUCAGUCAAAGAAGAAACUACAAGUUAAUGUUGAAGUCAUAUGUCUUCAAAAAUUUGAUUUAGCUAAUAGAAAAGUAGCAGUCUUUUUUGUUUAUCAAAUGCUCAUACGCCAUUCCACAGCUUGCUGCAAUCAUGUUGCUUGUUUUGUUGCUUUUUUCUUGUUGCAAGGUGACCCUUUCCGCCGAUGAGCUCCCUUACGUGCCUUCAGAUAACUUGGCAAUGGAUUGUCCCCCAUCAGAUGCACCAUCGUAUUUCAGACCAAAUUCUCUCAUGCAACAAAAUUUCAUUUUUUCAGCUGUGUCCAGAAUAUACGAUAUAGAACCCCAUAACCAUGGUGAGAAACCAAAAUCUUCUCCUUGCAUUAUUACAGAACAGUUCACAUACACAUUUCCUGUCUCCAUUGGCCCUAAGUUUGUUCGCCUGUACUUUAAACCAAUUACUAAUUCAGGUUUGAAUAUAUCCAACGCAUUGUUCUCCGUCAGCGUUGGUCAGUUUACACUUCUAACUACUUCUGAAUCCUCUUAUUGCAAACUCAAUUCAGAUGCUGGUUAUGUUGUAAGAGAAUUCUGUGUCAACACACAUGGCCAUGUAUUAAAUGUGACGUUCACUCCAUCUUCCAAGAUUUCAGAUGCUUAUGCCUUUUUUAACAGGAUUGAAAUUGUCUCCAUGCCUUCAAAACUUUACAUCCAAGAAAAUUUUCCACUUCCACUCGUCGGACAACCUUCUCACUUUUCUAUGGAGAACUCUACAGCUCUUGAGAUGAUGCACCGGUUGAACGUAGGAGGGGAUUUGAUCCCUCAAGUGGAAGAUACAGGCAUGUUUCGACUCUGGACAAGUGACGUUGAUUACUUUAUAGGUGAUGAAGUUGAGACGAUAAAUAUUGAAUCACAAGUUCAAAUUCAGUCAAGCUCAUUGAUACCUGCAUAUGCUGCUCCAGACAAAGUUUACGCAUCUGCCAGGACAGUUCAGGAUAAGUUUUCCGGCAACUAUACUGCUAUAUGGUCAUUUCCUGUUGAUUUCGGCUUCUAUUACCUUGUCAGGCUCCACUUCUGUGAGAUUUCAAGGAGGAUUCAGAAAGAUGGUCAGAGGUUGUUUCAUGUUUAUAUCAAUGAUCAAACUGCUGAAGAUGAUGCCGAUAUUUUCCAUUGGAGCCAUGGUGUUGGAAUUCCCAUUUACAGAGAUUAUAUCAUCAACCUCUCAAAACCAGGAGAGGGCAUAAAGCAUCUAUCAAUCAUGAUAGGAAGUAAAAAUGGAUCAUCUACAAUGCAUGAAUUUCCAAUUUUAAAUGGGUUGGAAAUUUUCAAGUUGUCUGAUCAUUCUGGCAAUCUAGCAGGACCCUUUCCAUUUGGAGUAAGAAAUCUGCAUCAGCAUUCAGCCUUCCAUGAAGAUGUUCAUGCUGUGGAGUUAAUACUAAGGGUUAUUGGCACAAGUUUGUUUGCAGUGAGCUUUCUUUUGUUAUUACGUCUGAUAUUUUCAACUUUUAAGCAGCAGAGAGAUAAAUUUAAGCAAGGGCGAUCAUCAGGCUAUUGUCGAAUCUUCUCAAUUGCUGAGAUAAAGUCAGCAACAAACAAUUUUGCAGACAAUCUAAUCAUCGGCACUGGCGGAUUUGGCGUAGUUUAUAAAGGAACCAUCGGCGGUGGCAGUACCAGAGUUGCCAUAAAGCGUGCCAAUCCAAGUUCACACCAAGGUUUAAAAGAGUUUCAAACUGAAAUCACCAUGCUUUCAGAGCUACGACACCACCAUUUAGUAUCUCUGAUCGGGUACUCCAUGGAGAAAAACGAAAUGAUUCUUGUUUAUGAUUACAUGGCUCGAGGUACGCUACGUGAUCACCUCUACAACACCCAGAAGCCUCCACUUCCAUGGCGGCAAAGACUCAAGAUUUGCAUUGGAGCAGCACGAGGACUACAGUACCUGCACACAGGUGUAAAGAGCACUAUCAUUCACCGAGAUAUCAAGAGCACCAACAUACUGUUAGACGACAAAUGGGUUGCAAAGGUUUCAGAUUUCGGGUUAUCAAAAGCAGCCCCGAGCCCGAUGACACAGUCCAAGACCAAAAUUCAUGUUUCAACCAUGGUGAAGGGUACCUUCGGUUACCUAGAUCCUGAAUAUUAUCGACGACAAAAACUAACAGAAAAAUCUGAUGUAUACUCAUUUGGAGUGGUACUGUUUGAGAUUUUAUGUGCCAGGCCUGCUGUGCUGCCAAAGGAAGAGAUUGAAGAAGAAGAGUAUUAUGAGAAAGCGAAUUUGGCAGAAUGGGCAUUGCGCUACUGCCAAAUGGGGAUCCUUGAUCAGAUGAUUGAUCCAGAUUUGAAGGGAAAAAUCUCCCCUGAAUGCUUCAGGACUUUCACUGAUGUAGCGAAGAAGUGUUUGGCAGAAAAGGGAAAUGAAAGGCCCUCCAUGGGAGAUGUGUUGUGUAAUUUGGAGCUGUCAAUGCAACAGCAGAAUGCUGCAGAUGUGGAAGAGGAGAUGUCUGCGAAAGAGGCAACUGGAAGGAUGAAUGGCGAUAUUGGUAUAGUGAUUGAUGAUGGAAAAUUUCUUUGCUCUAAUAAUUCAGAUAAAACUCCAGGGGUGGAAUUCUCUGAGAUUAUGAUUCCCAUUGGACGUUGA